AAUUUUUUUCGCAUUGGCAAACUGGCGGUGACACGUGCCUCCUCCUACUCACCACCCUCAGGUUCUCCCGUGCUGCAGUGACAUCAUUAGCGGUCACGAAAGAACAGUGCCAGCCGCCGACUACAGAAAGUCCAUUGAUUUAGCAUUUUUACGCGCAGUCCGAAUAGAAACUCGUGUUUACUUGCGCGAGAGUUCCUAAAAAAGAGAGAGAAGGGCGAUAGCAUGAUGCAGUCAUCAAACGUCGACCUCUGAAGGUGACAUGCUCCACCGGAUUACCAAACGCACAUCGCACUUUCUCAACGAAAACGGAAGGUAACGCAUAAACCAAAAAAACCCGAAUAUUUCGCUUUGUUUCUUUGAGGUGCAGACAAAAAGCUUUGUCCGUAACUAAAAGUAUUCUAUAUAAAAUAUACGAAAGUGUCUGGGAAAUUGAUCUAGCGUUUACGAAGAAAACAUGGCUACAUUAAUUCGAAGCAAGAUUUCCAACGCAGCUUCGACGGUUACUAAUAAAUCUCAGGCGAAGGUCAGUGGUCUCUUCGCCAGAAUGGGCUUCCAGGCUGCCACGGAUGAAGAAGCACUGGGAUUCGCAGCCUGUGACGAUCUGGACUAUGACCACAGGCAAGGACUGCAGAUGGACAUUCUAAAAAAUGAGGAAAUAGGAGAAGCGGUCGGCGUCGAUAACAUGGGAGAUGGAAAUAUGGAAGGGGACAGUCACUACCAGAGAGAUGGCACAGGUCCUCCACCCUGUGUGGCAAAAGAUGGCGGUAUCUGUAGCGAAUUUGGCUCUACAGACAAGCCGAAAAUCACUGCUUGGGAGGCAGGAUGGAACGUCACUAAUGCUAUCCAGGGAAUGUUCGUACUUGGGUUACCAUACGCCAUUCUCCACGGUGGAUAUCUCGGACUUUUCCUUAUCAUUUUCGCUGCAGUUGUAUGCUGUUACACAGGGAAAAUCCUUAUCGCUUGCCUCUAUGAAGAAAACGAAGACGGACAACUGGUCAGAGUGAGAGACUCGUAUGUUGACAUUGCCAAUGCUUGCUGUGCACCCAGAUUUCCGGCAUUAGGAGGUCACGUCGUGAAUGUAGCCCAGAUAAUUGAGCUCGUCAUGACUUGCAUUUUAUACGUCGUAGUGAGUGGAAACCUAAUGUAUAACAGCUUUCCAAACCUCCCUGUCUCCCAGAGGUCAUGGGCCAUUAUCGCCACCGCCGCGCUACUGCCUUGCGCCUUCCUCAAAAACUUAAAAGCCGUUUCCAAGUUCAGCCUGCUCUGCACCCUCGCUCACUUCGUAAUCAACAUACUAGUGAUAGCCUACUGCCUGUCGAGAGCACGAGACUGGGCCUGGGAUAAGGUUAAGUUCUACAUCGACGUGAAGAAAUUCCCUAUAUCUAUUGGCAUCAUUGUCUUCAGCUAUACCUCGCAGAUCUUCUUGCCAUCCUUGGAGGGUAACAUGCAGAAACCUAGCGAGUUCCACUGCAUGAUGAACUGGACUCACAUUGCCGCAUGCAUUCUCAAAGGCCUGUUUGCUCUAGUGGCGUAUCUGACGUGGGCAGACGAAACCAAAGAAGUUAUUACAGACAACUUGCCAUCAGGAAUCAGAGCCGUUGUCAACAUCUUCCUGGUCGCUAAAGCCCUGUUGUCAUAUCCGCUGCCGUUUUUCGCUGCUGUUGAGGUAUUAGAAAAGACAUUUUUUCAGGAUGGGCGGCGCGGGUUUUUUCCAGAUUGCUACGGGGGUGACGGACGCCUUAAAUCAUGGGGUCUAACUUUGCGAUGUGGUCUUGUGGUGUUUACCAUGUUAAUGGCUAUAUACGUGCCGCACUUCGCAUUACUCAUGGGGUUAACGGGCAGCCUAACGGGCGCGGGGUUGUGCUUUCUCCUCCCUAGUCUAUUUCACCUCAAGCUGCUUUGGAGGAAGUUACUUUGGCACCAAGUCUUUUUCGAUGUCGCUAUAUUUGUUAUUGGAGGUAUAUGCAGUAUUUCUGGUUUCAUUCAUUCAAUGGAAGGUCUCAUUGAAGCGUUCAAAUACAACAUACAAGAUUAAUUGCGAGAAACAUCAUCGCACGUAGGAUGAUGUCUAAAAAGAGGAAAAGAGGCACCCAAAAUCUAAAUAACUUGUUAAAUUUCUUAAAUGUAAUGUCCUCAGUUUUCACUUAUUUUAAAGCGACAACAUCAAGCAAAACCAAUACACUUAUAAACAUGCAAGCCCCCAAAAUAUAUAAAAUACUAAAUAAAUAAAAUAUACACUGACAUUAUACUAUAAACUCAAAUAGCACCUAUAAACACACACGCGCUCACACGGUCAUGGGCCGGUCAUGGGCCGUGGACACGCACGCAAAGACACGAGAGAGAGAGAGAUCAUAAUAAACAUGCAUAUAUAUAUAUAUAUAUAUAUAUAUAUAUAUAUAUAUAUAUAUAUAUAUAUAUAUAUAUAUAUAUAUUCUUUAAGUCAGCCAUAAUUGUACAGAAUAUAUCGAAGAGAUAACUGUAUAUUUCACAACGCCCAGCAUUUUGAGCAAGAAAUAAAAUUUAUAUGUCUAGGUUUCUGGUUUCUGAUGCAUAAACUGCUCGACAUUCAUUUAAACAAUGUAAAUAAUAACAUUAUUAUUAUUAUUAUUAUUAUUAUUAUUAUUAUUAUUAUUAUUAUUAUAGAAACUAGAAAUAAUAAAAAAAAUAAUAUUUUAAAUGUUAUGGUAAAUAAAAUUCUCUCUAAAUAAAAUUUCUCUGGACAUGGUAAUAAUUAUAAUUAAUAAAGUAAGAUACGAAAAUAGGGCUGCGUACAUACAGGACUACUAUAGCUAUGCAUUCUAUAUGUAUGACGUUUAAUGCAGCAUUAAGUAUAUUUUGAGGAAUCGUAACAACAGUGUUCUUCCGCACCAGAAAACGUACACUCGGAUGUUACAGAACUUUGAUGCACAAAAUACACACGACAUAACUGCUUAUAUAGUCAUAGAAAGAAAGAAAGAAAGAAAGAAAGAAAGAAAGAAAGAAAGAAUAUUUAAUUUACCAAAAUUACCGGUGGGCGGUUCGAAUGCCACUUAACACAACAUCUAAUAUCGACUAGCCUAUAAUUUAAUUAUUGUUUUCCCUGUCGAUCGGACCGUGUGGUAUUUAGGCUAAUACUGACAUUUUCAAUGAUAUUGAAAAUAAUACUUGUACGAAUCUAUAUUAUAAAGAAUAGACUUUUCAUUUUGUCAGAUCUGAUGGUUUCUGUGAAAAUGUAAUAAACCGUAUGUGUACUGUUAUUGUGGUUCUUACCUUACGAAGAUGGAAUGUACUUCACAAAGUCGUUAUAAUAUAUCGUGAUCAAUAAAAAAAAUAAACACGAUAACAUAUUGUACAGCUGUGCUUGUCCUUCUAUAAAAGCAAAAAACAGAAAUUAUAUACAGAUACACGGUUACAAAUAUAAGCAAAACAUAAGCAAUUGACAUUAUUUAUUGUAAAAUGUUUACAUUUUUCUUUACAAUACUAUAUAUAUAUUUUUUACUAAACUUGUAUGACUAAGAGCUUAUUCUGUAUGAAUUCGCUGUGCGUUUCGAUGUGAGCAAUUGCUCUCAGUUCAUACUGCAGGAACCAUCCGUGCGUAUCGUUUCCGUUAGUGUUUGUGUCGGAGCUGCAAAUUGGAGGGUUCAAAAAAAAAUCUCCGGUUGGCAGUAAUGUUUCUGUAUGACUACUAUGAGCUACUUUAUACUACGUUGCAUGAACACACGUAUUAUAUUAUAUUAUAUUAUAUUAUAUUAUAUUAUAUUAUAUUAUAUUAUAUUAUAUUAUAUUAUAUUAUAUUUUAAAAAACUGUAUUAUAUAAAUGUAAACAUGCGUAUUUAGCCCAGUUAGUGAAGAGGAAUUAUCAAAUUCGCUUAAAUAGGUUUUUUUCUCCCACAUUUGUAAAAUGACGGGCCACAAUUGAAAUAAAGUGUACAGAGAAAAAAAUAAUACAAAAUAUAACAUAUAGACUAUUAUGGUAUUAUAUUCUCGUAUUAGCAGGGGCGCAGUGAGGUUUCACGGGCUGGUUAUUGAACUAUAAUAUAAUAUAAUAUAAUAUAAUAUAAUAUAAUAUAAUAUAAUAUAAUAUAAUAUAAUAUAAUAUAAUAUAAUAUAAUAUAAUAUAAUAUAAUAUAAUAUAAUAUAAUAUAAUAAUAUAAUUUGUGGUUCCAAGAGUCACCUUGUGACUAUAAGUUGACUGUUUCGUGCCAUCUAUCAGUUUUCCUUUUCCAUUUCCCUAUUCCCAAUAAAAGCCCAUUAACCUGAACCCUGAUAGGCCAACAACAGGGCUAAAUUACAGUCCCGUUAAGAUUUUUAAGAGCGCUAAAUCCGAGGUUGUUAUUCUGAGUGCCGUAUACCCCAAAUUCAAUGGCAGCAAGCGAAGACGUGCACAAUGAGUGUAUCCCAGACACAGUGUGUUGGUUUCAUUUAGAAUGGGGAUAAAAUAAAAUAAAAUAAAAUAAAAUAAAAUAAAAUAAAAUAAAAUAAAAUAAAAUAAGCAUAUAUCAUAUCAAUAAGAUAUAUCAUACUCCAUUACAAACGAUCAGAUAGCAAAAUUCUAAAAACAAUUUAUUAAUAAUAAAUUAUCAGAUAAUACAUUUAUACUGCAAAUGUAACAAAUCUUAUCAAUUUAUAAAGUGUUUUAGAAAAAAAGACGUGCAUGUACAUAAUUUAUUCAUAUACACAUAUACUUUCAAUUCAAUUUUCAAUUUUAUUUGUAUAGCGCUUUUAACAAUGAGCAUUGUAUCAAAGCAGCUUUACAGAACAUUAGGGGGAAAAAAACAUGUGUAAAAAGUCCUAGAUGUUAGACAAAAUCAUCCCUAGUGAGCAAGCCUGAGGCGACUGGUGCAAGGAAAAACUCCCUUAGAUGGUAUGAGGAAGAAACCUUGAGAGGAACCAGACUCAAAAGCGAAACCAUCCUCAUUAGGGUGACUCGAGAGAGUGUGAUUAUAAAUUAUUCUAACAACCGAACAGUGUGAUUAUGAACAAUGUCCUUUCUGCAGUCAUGUACAGUUAGUUGUGUGAUGCAGAUACAGCAUAUGCAGAAUGUUAUGUGUUAAUUAAGAGGUUGUUGUCGUCCUCAAAGUCCACAUAGGGUUGGUAGCGUUGCUUUGAAUACCCACGUCCACAGGAUCCUCGUAGGGUUGGCCUCUGUCUAACAUAUAACGCACGCUAAGCUUAACAGAAUCUUUGUAGUGUUCAAGAAUGUACUCUAAAUAUUGCGGUAAAUGGAGUGCGAAAUGCAUUGUUAUGAUACACGAAAGAAAGAAAGAAAGAAAGAAAGAAAGAAAGAAAGAAAGAAAGAAAGAAAGAAAGAAAGAAAGAAAAAGGAUAAAACCUUAAACAAUUGAAUACUAAAGCGACAUCUAGUGGGCACUGCUUAAUCUACAGAAAUCAAAGAGUUGGUUAUGUAUAAUUUUUUAUACAUAAUAUAUCAUUUUUUGUUACAAAUGUUGUUAAAUUAAUUUCAUUGCUUCAGUGUUUUCUUUCUUUCUUCAUUUUUGCACUGUCUCUGCAUGGGAGAGAAACUAAAAUACUAUUGUGUCUUAUAAGAUUAAAAGAAGAGUCUAAUCGUCA
This is a messenger RNA of Hemibagrus wyckioides, 5550 nucleotides long. It is a transcript of the gene slc32a1, whose product is annotated as solute carrier family 32 member 1. Lineage: Eukaryota; Metazoa; Chordata; Actinopteri; Siluriformes; Bagridae. Gene Ontology annotation, biological process: amino acid transmembrane transport. Gene Ontology annotation, molecular function: amino acid transmembrane transporter activity. Gene Ontology annotation, cellular component: vacuolar membrane. The record is from RefSeq and is a predicted model, not a curated record. The transcript is spliced from 2 exons. The coding region runs from base 455 to 2035 and encodes 526 amino acids.